Messenger RNA from Papaver somniferum (opium poppy), 1156 nucleotides. Its product is annotated as PRA1 family protein F2-like. NCBI's taxonomy places the organism in Eukaryota, Viridiplantae, Streptophyta, Magnoliopsida, Ranunculales, Papaveraceae. Bases 169 to 771 code for a protein of 200 amino acids. Gene Ontology annotation, cellular component: endoplasmic reticulum; Golgi apparatus. The transcript has a single exon. Gene Ontology annotation, biological process: vesicle-mediated transport. The record is from RefSeq and is a predicted model, not a curated record.
GCUGAUGACCUGGCAAUCUUAAUAUCAAAACCCCAGAAAUCAAGAAAGACAAAACAGAGAAUAUCAAUCGAUAUAGAGUCAGCAAAAGCCAGACUUUCUUCUCGAGUAUUUAGAAAUUAGGGUUUCUCAAUUUGGAAAUUUUUGCUUCACACAAAUUUGAGUUCGAUUAUGUGGAAACCAGAACAACAAACAUCAGGAGGCUAUGGAACAAUUCCAAUCCCGAUAACAAAGACAGCAAUAACAGCUCCAACAUCAGAUUCAAGAACUGAAUUUGUAUCCUUAGCAACAGAAAGAGUUCAAGCAGUUUAUGCAUCAAGUAGACCAUGGAAAGAACUCAUAGAUUUCUCAGCAUUUGCAUUACCUUACAGCUACGCUGAGACUACGGCACGUAUCAGAAAAAACAUAACUUAUUUUCGUGUUAAUUACACCAUUGUUGCUCUGAUUAUACUAUUUUUGAGUUUAUUAUGGCAUCCAAUUUCGAUGAUAGUAUUCUUGAUUAUAUUUGUUGGUUGGUUUUUUCUUUAUUUCUUUAGAGCUGAACCCGUUGUGGUAUACAAUCAAACACUUGAUGAUCGCUUAGUGUUGUUUUUGUUAAGUUUGGUUACUAUUGUUGCUUUACCGUUCACACAUGUGGGUAUGAACGUUUUGGUUUCUUGCAUAAUUGGAGCUGUUGUUAUCAGUCUGCAUGCUUCUAUUAGGAUUACUGAUGAUCAGUUUUUGGAUGAACAAGAGAUUUCUGACAAUGGGUUUGCUUCUCAUAGUCGCGUUUGACUGAUUUCAAAGUUGAUUCUUAGUUUGUGAUCAAGUUGUUUUGAAGGUUGGGAUUUUGGAUUUUUGAAUUCGAUAUUGUAUAGUGGAUUACCGACUGAAGAGAGUGGUGAUGGAAUCUGAAGCAGUGGCGAUCCAUAUAAGCAAAGUGUUGGAUUCAAAAAGGUGUGAUACCUGUUUUCUUAUUUGUUUUGUUAAUAAAAUUGACACAUUUUGAUGGAUAUUGGCAGUAGUGAAAGUAAUGAAAAUUUACACGUUGUAAUGAGUGUUGCUGUUUUCAGUAAUGUGUGAUGUGUGUCUAUAAACCUUUCAGGAUUUAUCGCGAAUGAUAUACUAAUCUGUGUCAAACAUCUUGAAUUAAACAAAAUCUACAUUACUUUGGAUUACA